Messenger RNA from Paramacrobiotus metropolitanus, 1495 nucleotides. RefSeq lists its product as uncharacterized. Lineage: Eukaryota; Metazoa; Tardigrada; Eutardigrada; Parachela; Macrobiotidae. Gene Ontology annotation, molecular function: protein binding. The record is from RefSeq and is a predicted model, not a curated record. The transcript is spliced from 3 exons. Bases 57 to 998 code for a protein of 313 amino acids.
UUGAGGAUUAGCGUAAAGCACAGCUCAUAAAAUUUUUAGAGCAUCCUUGUUAAAAAAUGGUGCAUAAAACACUUGCUUUUUUUGUUGCACUGUACGGAAUUUCUUGGGUGACCUGUAGAGGGGAUGAUAAUUUCCCACGGUACGACGGAACACAGGUUAGUCAACGCGAGUGCGCCAGUCGUCCAAGAAACACUUGUUGGAAAGGUCUUGAUAACUGCCUCGAAGCCAGUAUCGGACAAAUGAUUUUCAGGAGAGUGCCGGGAACCAUAUCAACUUUAGAAUGCUACAACAACGUCACGGCUCGGGAUUUUUUGGACAGUGCCAGUAGCAUUGCCAUCAGUAAUCCCAACCGAGCUGUCCGAUUGUUUGCCCCCGGCGGCGAUUCCUUCCAGCUAACACACCAACUUGUCGACCCAAUUAGAACGCAACUAAUUGAGCUGUAUUUUUGGCAUUGUCGGGACAAUUCGGCCACAUCCACGGUUGGGGCACUGCGACUGCCAAAUUUGCUGUACUUGCAAUUUUCUGGUUGCACCAGGUUGGUGAUAAAACGAGACGAUUUCCGCCACUUCAAGAAUUUGAGAAAUCUUGAUUUUUACCUAACCACCAUUGAGUCGAUUGAACCGGAGACAUUCAAAGAUCUCCCACAACUAAGGUCACUUCAGCUAGAGAACAGGUAUGCGAGUUUCCUUUUGCGACUCGGCGAAGCAGAUUUCACUAGCGAGUAUGCAACUCCGGAAAUCCGGUCGACCAUUCGUAAACUUCAUUGUGCCUGCGAUUAUGCAUGGUUACGGAACUGGCUGGAUGCCAACCCUUAUCUGCUGAGCGAUCGCGACGAAGGGGAGUUGUACGUCAUCGGAAACCAUGCCAGUGCAAGCGUUUCCAGAAGGGCGAUGUUUCUGGCUGUAGACUGUGCCUCGAAAAAUUUAUCUAUUUUCCAGCGAUACCUUGAAUACGAGACAGAUUUUCACCACAAGUUUGCAAUUAACACUUCGUGCUAAAUGCAUGCAGAAUCUUUAAGGGGAUCACUAGUAGUAGAAAGCGGGUUUGGGAAAACGGGUAUGGUUUGAAAACGAUGGCCGGAUAUGUGUUUUCACAACUUUAACUGAACGCAGAGAAGAUUUAGCUGCACAAUGGUGUGACGCGAUCCUCUCUGCGUUCAGUCAAAUUGUUAAAACACAUACCUGGCCAUCGUUUUCAAAGUGAAAUUCAAACCAUUCCCGUUUCCCCAAACCCGCUUUCUACUGCUAGUGUUCCCCUUAAAACGUGAUGUCCGGCAGAGUUACCAUCACUCAAGGUAAAGAUAUACAGUAUGUAAAGUAAGCACAAGCCUGAGUGCCCGAGUGCAGCCUGUUUUCACAAGUUACUUUUCAUAAGGUUCAUAAGAAUCUAUGUAGUAGAUCUAUGCCGCGUCUGGUCCUUUCUAGCGGAACGUUUGUUCUUCCCUGCUACUCCUUGCUGCGCAAAAGGAAUUGGCUUUUGUGAAAUCUAUAUCUGC